This is a messenger RNA of Scomber japonicus (chub mackerel), 3808 nucleotides long. RefSeq names its product protocadherin 12 (gene pcdh12). Gene Ontology annotation, cellular component: plasma membrane. The transcript is spliced from 5 exons. The record is from RefSeq and is a predicted model, not a curated record. The coding region runs from base 96 to 3623 and encodes 1175 amino acids. Gene Ontology annotation, biological process: homophilic cell-cell adhesion. NCBI's taxonomy places the organism in Eukaryota, Metazoa, Chordata, Actinopteri, Scombriformes, Scombridae. Gene Ontology annotation, molecular function: calcium ion binding.
UUUUAGUGUCUUUUCUUUAUAGUUCAGAUAGCUAUUUGUGAUUAGUAGAAAUGUCUGUUUAGCCAGUAGACAGGAGAUUAUUACCUCUCAUCAUUAUGCUGCUGGCUCUGGUUCUGGUUCUGAAUCUUGUCUUUGAGGCUCGUUCCUCUGAGCCGACAUCAGUAACUAUUCAGUACCGGGUUUGGGAGGAGCAGCCGGCGGGAACCCAGGUCGGCCGUCUGGUGGACGACCUUCGGCAGAGGGAUGUAGGCGGUCUUUUGGAGAAUUUCCAGGUUGUAGAGCACGGAAAAGCCCUUCCCUUCUCCGUCAGCACUCGAGAUGGAGUUGUCACCACCCAGGGUCGGUUGGACAGGGAGGAGCUGUGCCGGGGUUCGGACCUGUGUGAGGUGGCCUUCAGUGUCCUCUACAUGAAAAGUGGCGCAGUGGACUGCCUGCGGGUUCAUGUGGAGGUGAUGGACCUGAACGACCACAGUCCCAGCUUCCCCACACCUCUGCAGGAAGUGGAGAUCUCAGAGACGGCCAGCCUCAGAAUGCGAAUCCCUUUGGAUCGUGCAGUGGAUCCCGAUGCAGGUCCGAACAGCCUUCAGACCUACUCGCUCUCUGUCAACCAACACUUUGCUCUGGAUAUGACGGUUGCUCCAGGUGGGACGAAGCAGGCUGAGCUGGUUGUUAUCAAAGAACUAGAUAGGGAGGUUCAGGGCUCCUUUGACCUUACACUAGUGGCAUGGGAUAAAGGGAACCCUCCCAGGUCUGGGAGCACCUUGGUUCGUGUUAAUAUUCAGGACUCAAAUGAUAACAGCCCCACCUUUGAGGACAGCACUCCCACUGUGGAGCUACCUGAGGAUACAGCUCGUGGGACGACCAUCAUCAACCUCAAGGCCACUGACCCUGACCAAGGUGCAAAUGGGGAGGUGGAGUAUUCCCUCAGUAAGCACACACGUUCAGAGGUCCACAGGCUCUUCUAUGUGGAUCCGAAAACUGGAGCUGUGAGUCUCAAAGCACCUCUGGACUACGAGCUCCAGCACUCCUAUGAAGUGAUCGUUCAGGCUCGUGAUCGUGGACCAAAUGCAAUUCCUUCUCACUGCAAAGUGCACGUCAAGUUAAAAGAUGUUAAUGAUAACGCACCUAGGAUACACAUGACCUGGACUCCACGCAACUCACCUGUAGCGACUGUGCUUGAGGGAGCAUCAGAAGAUACUUUCCUUGCCUUGGUAAUGGUCUCUGAUGCAGAUUCGGGAGACAAUGGCAAAGUGAGAGCUUUCAUGCAGGAAGGAUCUGGCCCUUUCCGCCUCAAACGGAUCCACGGUGACAAUUACAUGAUUGUGACAAAUGGCAGCCUGGACAGAGAGAAGGUGAUGAACUAUAACAUCACGAUCCUUGCACAGGAUUAUGGAGAUCCUCCACUGACCUACGUAAAACAGCUUCCUGUUCAUGUUCUGGAUGAGAACGACAACGCCCCGGUGUUCUCCACCUCCCACUAUAAGGCUUCAAUCAUGGAGAACAACGUAGCCGGGUACCACGCCCUCAAAGUUGAAGCUCAUGAUGCUGACCUGGAGUUCAGCGGCAGGGUUUCCUACUUCAUACACAACUCCAGUAGCCCAAGAACCCCCAUGCAAUCUUUCUCCAUCCACCCAACCAGUGGCAUCAUAAGCAUCGAGCGCCCUUUGGACUAUGAGGAAUCUAAAACCUACUCUUUCAUUGUGGAGGCCACUGACCAGGGCCACCCACCUCUCUCCACCACUGCCACCGUGCAGAUCGACAUCCAAGAUGCAAACGACAACUACCCAGUCAUCAAGGAGCCACAACCCAGGAAGGGCUUGGCUUCUUUAAGCGUACCUGUCAAUGCAGACAAGGGGGAGAUUGUUACCGAACUAGGAAAUGAAAUAGAAGAAGAACCCACUUUGAUAAAUCACUCGGUCAAAGAUGGAUUUGAUGGAUUCCUUGCAUCCACCAUAAAGGCUGAAGAUCCAGACUCAGGGCUGAAUGGAAAACUCCAGUACCUGAUGACUGAUGGAAAUCCUUAUGGACUCUUCUGGUUGGAUCAGUCUACAGGUCAGCUGUUUGUGAACACCACAAACGCUACAGCACUCAUUGGGAAAACCUUUACAGUGGACAUUACUGUAUCUGACAUGGGCACUCCAAGCCUGUCCACCAAGGCUACGCUGGAGGUGACUUUCAUCAACCUCAGGGAUCACCUGAAGAACUCAUCACCUGGUAACCGUGGGCAGCUCAGCUUCACCAUGAUGAUGGCGAUUUGCCUGGGUGCCACAUGCCUGCUGCUACUGCUAGCCAUCGCUUUGGUGACGACGUUCUGUCGCCCUGAGAAACGGGACAACCGGGCCUACAACUGCAGACAGGCCGAGUCGACCUACACCCGCCACCCGCGACGACCACAGAAGAACAUCAGGAAGUCUGAUAUUCAGCUUAUUCCUGUCAUCAGAGGGCGAAAGGAGGAUCCUCCUGAGGAUGAUAGUGAAGCCCAGCCACUGGCUCCACCUCCAAUGUCAGAGGAUCAUCAAACUGAGAGACAGUACACCUUAACACCUUCAGUAAUGAACACAAGCUUCCAUUCCCAGACCCACUCCGAAGGGGAUCUCACUCAAACUCUCCCCCUCCACUGCAAAACACUCAGAAAACCUGGAAAUAUUGAGCUUGAUGGCGCUUUGCCUCUGACGCCGCCCACGCCAUACAGGACUCUUCGGAAACCCAGAAACACUUCAUCGUCCUCCUCAGUCUCACAUACAAGCACCUUGAAGCGUCAGAAUCACCCUAAAGGAGAAGUGGUGGAGCCGCUGUCCGCGUCGUCCCAGGCGACCCUCAGGAGGCCGAGAACCUCAGAGGGACGAGGAGGGCAAGACGCAGAACACCAGCAGAUGCUUCGAAACCUGGUCAGACUGUCCAUGGCUGCGUUUGCUGACUCCAUCGAGCUUUCCUCAGCCUCCCCAGAGGUUCAGCAAAUCUCCCAGCUCCUCUCUCUCCUGCGUCAGGGUCAGCUGCAGCCGCGGCCAAACUUCCGCGGGAACAAAUACUCUCAUCGCACUGGCAGAUACGGAGGUCAGGAUUGUUCUGAUUGGCAGAGCACUAAAGACAGCGGACAUGGCGAGAGCGAAGCUGGGGACGUAGACUGGGAACCAGGAAGAGACUCACCCAUUGACCCGCAGCUGGGGGAGGGACUCCACAACCUGCUCAACAAUCCUGAUGACGUCUUUGCGGAGGUCAGCGAUCCAGCCUGGAUGGCCAGACUCUCUCUCCCGCUCUCUGGCGAUUAUCACGACAAUGUUUUUGUCCCCAAUGGGCCUCCGUCCCCCGAGAGCGAGGUCCUGCCCCGGGAAGGCUUGGACUCCUCGUCUUUCUCCACCUUCGGUAAAACCCCAGAGAAGGACGGUCCUUUGGGUGGCACCCUGCUGUCAGAGGUCAGCACCCUGUUUGAGAUGCUGAUGACACAGAAGGCCGACGCCCAUCCCGGCCCUCGGCCCGAUGUCCUGUACCGACUGUCUGCAGCGUACCGGCGCUCGCUGGGCCUGGACGGAGCCACACCUGCUGCAGCCAACGCAGCAGCAAGGAACUCUGGGAACAGUGAGAAGAGACCAGGCCUGGCUCAACCAUCAGGACUUUAUCAAUAAAUAUCUGAUCACUGAACACUGGAGAGAAGAAAAACUAAACACUGAGAUGCAGCUCGGAUUGGAAAGUAACAGAAACAAUAUCACAUGUUUCUGUGUUUGAGUGGCAUGUGGGGAUUUUAGAGGCAUUAUGUGAUAAAAUACUUAAAUAUGAUUAAAAACUGUAAAUAAAUAUUCAUUUUUUUAUC